Suillus paluster is the source of this 360-nucleotide messenger RNA. RefSeq lists its product as uncharacterized. The record is from RefSeq and is a predicted model, not a curated record. The transcript has 2 exons. The annotation marks the transcript as partial. NCBI's taxonomy places the organism in Eukaryota, Fungi, Basidiomycota, Agaricomycetes, Boletales, Suillaceae.
UAUCCGUUUAGCAGCCGACAAUAUUGGCAAGUUGCAGCAUGGCUGCUACGUUUGGGCCUGAGCAUGGGGAAGAUCAACUCUUUUAUAUUGCUUGAAAUGGUCAGUAUCAAGGAUUUACCCUUGUCAUUUCGCUCUGCGAAAGAAUUACAUGGUAGAGCUGAGAUGCUCCCCAGCAAUCCACGCUGGAAGUCUCAAGUAAUCCAUACAUCACAUCCUACAAAACUGCCUGUAAUUCUGUACUGGCGUGACUCUAUUGAAUGUAUUGCCAGCAUCUUUAAUCACCCACUAUUUCACAAUCAUAUAGACUUCACGCCUUGCAAGGUUUACUCUACUGCAGAGAGGUUGUGUCGCAUAUAUUCU